ACUAUUAGUUUUCAAACGACUGUGAAGCAAUUCAAUUGGGAAAGCCCAAAAAUGUCUUUGGUAAAUUUUUACAAGGAUCAAGACAUUUUCAUAACUGGAGGAUCAGGAUUUAUUGGUAAAGUCCUUCUGGAGAAAAUUGUACGCUCUCUACCGAAUGUUGGCAAAAUCUAUGUUUUACUACGUAAUAAAAAAAAUAAAAAUGCCCAAGAACGUUUGAAUGAGAUUCUGGCCAUACCCCUUUUUCGACGCGUACGCAGAGAACAACCGGAGUCUUUGAAGAAAAUCAUUGCCAUUGAUGGCGAUUGCCAAGAACUUAAAUUGGGAAUUUCAUCGGCAAAUUUGGAGAUGUUACGCAAUGUUUCCAUUAUUUUCCAUGUGGCAGCCACUGUGCGUUUUGAUGAUAAUUUGAGAACCUCGAUUUUGCUUAAUACUCGUGGCACCCAUGAGUUGGUAAAAAUUGCCGAAGGAUUGGCUAAUUUGAAAAUAUUUAUGCAUGUGUCGACCACAUAUGCCCAUCCGGAUUUAAAUGUGCUGGAGGAAAAGAUAUAUCCUCCAUAUGCGGACUGGCGGACAACCAUCAAGUUGGCUGAGACCUACGAUAUAGAGACAUUGAAUAUCCUUUUUCCCAAAUAUGCCCCAAAACAUCCCAAUACAUAUACGUUUACAAAGAGUCUAGGAGAGCAUAUAAUUGAAGAAAGUCGCCAUAAAAUUCCAGUUGCUAUACUUCGACCAUCCAUAGUGGUUAGCUCUUUUGAAGAACCUUUCCCUGGCUGGAUUGAUAAUUUCAAUGGUCCUGCAGCUUUGCUAGUGGCCUGUGGUGCUGGCGUACUACGCACCCAUUGCUGCAAUCCGGAUGCGAUUCAUGAUUUUGUACCUGUCGAUAUGUGUGCCAAGUCCCUUAUAGUUUCCGCGUUUAGUGCAGCUCAACAUGCCACAAAUCAAGCUGUGGACACUGAUGAGGUACCCGUCUUUAAUUGCUGCAGUUCAGACAAAAGAUACUUGACUACCAAUGACAUUGUAUGUCUGGGCAAAGAACUGGUGAUCGAAAAUCCCCUAGAGAAAUGCAUAUGGCUGCCGGAAGGUGGCAUUACACAAUUCCCUGUGUGGCACUACUUUCGAUUUAUUACACUGCAAAUCAUUCCGUCAAUUUUGCUCGAUUGUCUAAUACGCCUGGCUCAACACCCUCCUGUUUUACUAAGACUCCAAAGAAGAAUAGUUUCGAAUGCUCAGGUUCUCGAUGUAUUCUUAAACAACGAAUGGGCCUUCGAUAAUAAGAAAUUAAAGUCAUUGGAGACUUUGCUAAUCAACAAGGAAUGGUCUGAUUUCAAAUUCAUGGAUUUUUGUGAUGCUGAUCAUAUAGAGUAUUACAAAAAUGCUCUCAAAGGUGGAAAAGAAUUUUUACUCAAAGAAAAUCCUGAGGCCUCCCCAGGUGCCCGGUUACGUAUGCGCAUUUUUCAAGUAGUACAUUAUUACCUUCAAUUUAUGGGAACGUUUUACCUCGUUCGAUAUUUGUUGGGAUCUAUGGUUUCACGUAUCAAUUAAAUCAACUUUUUGUUAUGAUGUUUUUCAAGAAAAAAAAAUUAAUAAUAAAAAAUACUUCAAAUGA
Messenger RNA from Stomoxys calcitrans (stable fly), 1606 nucleotides. Its product is annotated as putative fatty acyl-CoA reductase CG5065. Gene Ontology annotation, molecular function: alcohol-forming very long-chain fatty acyl-CoA reductase (NADP+) activity. Gene Ontology annotation, cellular component: peroxisome. Gene Ontology annotation, biological process: long-chain fatty-acyl-CoA metabolic process. The coding region runs from base 52 to 1542 and encodes 496 amino acids. The transcript has 7 exons. NCBI's taxonomy places the organism in Eukaryota, Metazoa, Arthropoda, Insecta, Diptera, Muscidae. The record is from RefSeq and is a predicted model, not a curated record.